CAGCGCCUUUGGGAGUUUAGCUUUCAAUCUAAUUUUUCAGCACAUGCUCGACAGCAGGUCAGUCAAAUAAUUUUUCUUGGCGAGUAAAGGCGUUUUGUUUAAAGUCUGAGGUUUAUUGUGAGCACAGCUACUCGAAUAUCAUAAACAUACUAAGGCAACUUCUGCGUUUUUUGUUCGCCAACGUUUCUCUGCGCCAAAUUGUCCAUCGAAGAGCUUAAUAAUCCCGAAGUCCGCUUUCCAUCGCCGUAAUCUCUUCAAGCACCAUGGCUGAUCUUAUGCGCUAUCCGCCGGAGCGCCACUAUGGCUUCCGCUGCAGGAACUGCUCGAAAUCCGAGUUUUUGGGCCGCCGCUACAGCUGCUUCUUCUGCGCGGACUAUCAUGUGUGCGGCGAGUGCUACGAUGCCAACCGGCUGCCGGAGGCUCCUCAGCAUCUGUACUACCAUCCGCUGAGCGUGUACUAUACCUUCGCCGAGUACCAGUUGUACUUCGGCGGCGAGCCAUUCUACGGCGACCACAAAGUGGCCCAGAGCUACAAGUGCGCCCUGUGCGAUGAGCGCGGCCUGUCCACCGCCAACCUGUACAAGCACCUGCUGCAGUCGCAUCGCACCCACCGCGACCACAAGGCCUACCUGACAUUGGUCAAUGCGAUCUAUCUGGCGCACAGCACCUUGGGGCAAUCCCUGUUGCAGGCUUCCGGCCCAACGCCCUCGGUUCGAGCACCGAAUUCAGCAAGCGCUCGUGCGCCACCAGGUGGCACUAGUUCGCAAAACGAACAGCGACCCCAGCAGCUCUUUGAGGCCGCCUUCAACCUGGCCAUGAUGGUUUUGCAACUGGACACUAUGGAUUCCACAGCCAGCGACUUUCCCGAUCGCUGCCAUGAGAUACUGCAGCAGUCGGAAGCUCUGCUUGUCCAGCACAGAAACUCCAGAUUGCCGGACAUUGAGGCAAUUGAGUCGUACGUUCGCGUCAUCGAAGAUCAGGUGGUGGCUAGCAUGGCCGAUCGUCGGCGUCGUCUGGGCGGCUCAUCCGGAUCUCAUCGGCCGGUCCGCUCUGGUGCAAUCGGUCCUGGUUCCAGUGCAGCAUCAGCUAUUGGAAUGCGGGCUGCCACGCCCGUUUUGGUUGACCGGCAGACGACAAUGGUACGCAGACAGACGACUAGGCGCACCGGAGAGUCCCUCGGGAUGGCCCUUCAAUCGGCGGUGGCUGCGGCUUCAGGCAGCGGUAAGGCGGGAUCAGUGGUAGCCAAGCAUAGGCAGGUUCCGGCGCAAGUGAAGACGCAAGGUUGUCAGGCAACCAAGAAGAUUCCCGCAGUCAUUGUUUCGCCCCUCAAGGAUAAGCGCUUUCUGUGCGCGAAAUUACUGGGGGAUGAAAAGGCAAAGGGCUCAAAGUGGGAAACCAAGUUGCUUAAAGCCAGUUUUAUCGAGGCCAUAUUCUGCUCCAUGCUGGCGGACGAAGAGCUAAUCCAGCUGCCCAGCGGUCUGCCCUGGCCUGUGAAUUUCUUGACGGCCACACAAGGGAUGUUCAAUGCAGUGGAUCCGUCAGGCAAUUUAAAACCAAAUGGCGAAGUACUGCUGUACCCCGUAAAACCCGUAGAGUUGAUGGAAAAAUUCUACAGGGGUCUCGCUGACUACGAAACUUGGAUGGGUAACCAGAACGUCCCAGCGGAAAUGACAGCCGAUAGGAGGGCAAUUGAAGGGUCUGUCGAGGGCAGCAGCUCGCCUGGUUUGAACGAUAUUCCCUAUGCUGAUUCCGGCUCGGAUGAUUUGGAAAGUGGUAAUAGUAAUCAGUCUGGGAAUGAAGCGGUCGAUGCUUCUGGUGCACCAGAGGAAAAGGCCAGCGGAUUGCCUGUCGAAGAAAAUGAUGAGGAUUUAGACGGAUUGGAGGAGGAAGAGGAGAGCUGCGAGGAUGAAAACGGCGAUGAGGGCGAGGAAGCUUCGGGUUCCGAAUUCUCAGAGUCGGCCGUUUCUCAAAUCGCCGGCCUUAUAGACAUGGUCAUGCAGGAGGAAUAGAAGGAUAUCCCAGGCAUCAUUUGUAGAAAAUAUGUCUCGGUAUUUUC
Messenger RNA from Drosophila santomea, 2056 nucleotides. RefSeq lists its product as uncharacterized. The record is from RefSeq and is a predicted model, not a curated record. NCBI's taxonomy places the organism in Eukaryota, Metazoa, Arthropoda, Insecta, Diptera, Drosophilidae. The coding region runs from base 264 to 2009 and encodes 581 amino acids. Gene Ontology annotation, molecular function: zinc ion binding. The transcript is spliced from 2 exons.